AUGUCCGCCAACAAAACCAUCGUCCUCGUCACAGGCGGCAACAAUGGCAUCGGCCUUGCGGCCUGCCAGCUCUUCGCUACAAAGUCCGACUACCACUGUAUCAUGGCCAGUCGCUCUCUCGACAAGGGAAAGAAAGCACUAGAAUCGAUCCAGUCCUCGAACCCAUCCGGCACGGUCUCGCUGGUUCAACUCGACGUUACCUCCGACGACUCCAUCGCCGCCGCCGUCGAAGAAGUCAAAGCGAAGCACGGUCGUCUAGAUGUCCUUAUAAACAACGCUGGUAUCUGCCCCGUGGAAUUUUCUCGCACCCUCCUUCGCGACUGUCUGGAAACCAAUACCAUCUCGCCCGCAGUGGUAACAGAAGCCUUCGCGCCGCUUCUAUUGAAAUCAAGCAGCGCUCGCCUCAUCUAUGUCACCUCGGCGCUAGGCUCUAUCGAGAAGCGCAGCGAUCCAACUGACUUUGCGUAUGACGCGCCUUACAAAGCGUAUCGCAUCAGCAAGGCGGCGUUGAACAUGCUGGUCGCAUGUGAUGCCUAUGAGUACAAGGGUCAGAUCAAAACGUUUGCCUUUUGUCCAGGUUUUGUGAUCACGGAUCUUGCUGGGAUGCGAGAAGAAAAAGAGCAGGGCGGUGUUGCUAAGAGUCCGGACGGCAGUGCAAGGGGUCUGUUGGCUAUUGCAGAGGGGAAGAGGGACGAGGAGAAUGGGAGGUUCUUGCAUGAUGAGGAACCAGGGAAUCUGUAUCCUUGGUAG
This is a messenger RNA of Cyphellophora europaea CBS 101466, 750 nucleotides long. RefSeq lists its product as uncharacterized. The coding region runs from base 1 to 750 and encodes 249 amino acids. Lineage: Eukaryota; Fungi; Ascomycota; Eurotiomycetes; Chaetothyriales; Cyphellophoraceae. The transcript has a single exon. The record is from RefSeq and is a predicted model, not a curated record.